This is a messenger RNA of Sporothrix brasiliensis 5110, 468 nucleotides long. RefSeq lists its product as uncharacterized. The record is from RefSeq and is a predicted model, not a curated record. Gene Ontology annotation, cellular component: membrane. Bases 1 to 468 code for a protein of 155 amino acids. The transcript has a single exon. NCBI's taxonomy places the organism in Eukaryota, Fungi, Ascomycota, Sordariomycetes, Ophiostomatales, Ophiostomataceae.
AUGGCUUACGGUUUCGUUGGCAUCGUCCACAUCGCGGCCAUUGUCUUUGGCGUCAUCGAGCUCGGCCUCACCGCGUACCUCGUUUCCUUCUUUGACCAUGACGGCUACUCCACCUCGCCCUCCAUCCUCAACUUUAUGCUCUUCAACGCCAUCUGGUCCAUUCUCGUCCUGCUCUACGUCGGCGUCACCCCGCUCUACUUCACCCGCGUCUUCCACCGCCUCGCCUCGCUCGCCCUCGAAUGGAUCACCAUGAUCUUCUGGUUCGCCGGCAGCAUUGCCCUGGCCGUCGACGUCGGGGGGCCUGUGAACUGCGGCGGCAACCACUACUGCGGCUCCCUCGAGGCCGCAAUUGCCUUUGGCUUCUUUCUGUGGGCGCUGUUCGGCGUCCUGGUCGUCGUGGACACCAUCGAGUCGCUGCGCUCGCGCGGCCACACCGUCAAGACGGGCGGCAUCGCAGCACGCGUUUAA